This is a messenger RNA of Rotaria sordida, 834 nucleotides long. NCBI's taxonomy places the organism in Eukaryota, Metazoa, Rotifera, Eurotatoria, Philodinida, Philodinidae. The record is from the annotation of a GenBank genome assembly.
AUGGAUACUAAAGAAAAUGAUUCAAAAUUAUUUACACCUGGCCCUUUAACGACCAGUUUAACAGUUAAACAAGCUAUGCUUCAUGAUUUAGGUUCACGUGAUACGAUUUUUAUAAAUAUAAUUUCAUAUAUUCGUGAAAAAUUACUUGAAUUAGCAGAUGCAUCACCAGAUGAAUAUACAACAGUACUCAUUCCAGGAAGUGGUACAUAUGCAGUUGAAGCAACAUUUUCAACAUCUGUACCACGACAAGACGCUAAAAUUUUAAUCAUUGAAAAUGGUGCAUAUGGUCAACGAAUGAUAAAAAUUUGUCAAGCUUUAAAUAUUCCUUAUGAUGUUAUUUCAUUUGGUGAAACAGAACGUGUUCAAAUUGAUCUAGUCGCUAAUAAAUUAAAAUUAAAUACAUAUACACAUGUUGCUAUUAUUCAUUGUGAAACAACUUCAGGAAUUUUAAAUCCAAUUGAAGAAAUUGGACAAUUAGUAUAUGAUCAUGGUACAACAAAAGGUUCAACAGUAUAUAUUGUUGAUUCGAUGAGUGGUUUUGGUGCUAUUCCUGUUAGUCUUCGUAAUGGUCAUAUUACUUAUCUAAUUAGUUCAUCUAAUAAAUGUAUUGAAGGUGUGCCUGGUUUUGCUUUUGUUAUUAGUAAACGAAAACAUUUACUUACAUGUCAAGGUCAAGCACGUAGUUUAGUACUUGACUUAUAUGAUCAAUACACUUACAUGGAACAGAGUAAACAAUUUCGUUUUACACCACCAACACAUACUAUGCUUGCAUUUAAACGUGCAUUAGAUGAAUUAGAACAAGAAGGAGGUGUACAAGGUCGAGCUAGACGGUAG